Molecule: messenger RNA, 4632 nt
Organism: Cladocopium goreaui
Lineage: Eukaryota; Dinophyceae; Suessiales; Symbiodiniaceae
Source: the annotation of a GenBank genome assembly
AUGGCUAGCUUGCCGGUAUAUGACCGCACGGGCGCCGAAGUGGGUAAGUACGAGAUCGACCCCGCGGUGCUGGUUUCGCGCAUCAACAAGCAGUUGUUGCACGAUGCCGUGGUGAUGUACGAAUCGAAUCUCCGCCAGGGUACGGCGAAAACCAAGAGUCGUGCCGAAGUGGCUGGGACCACGAAGAAGAUGUACCGCCAAAAGGGCACCGGUAACGCACGUGCUGGUUCUCGUCGUAGCGGUAUCCGUCGGGGUGGUGGUCACAUUCACGCCAAGCGGCCGCGGGAUUGGGUCUAUCGCCUUCCGCGAAAGGCCCUGCAGUUGGCUACGCGUAUGGCUUUGGCCUCCAAGGUUCGCGAUCAGCAAAUCACGCUCAUUGACGACUUGUCGUUCGAUAAGCCGGCCACCAAGCAGAUGGCCGAAAUCAUCAAGUCGCUUAAGUGCGAUGGCAAGACGUUGUUGGUCGCCACGGCGGCUCACGACAUGAAUGUCUACAAGAGUGCACGAAACAUUGCUGGCGUUACCGUUUCGCCGGCCACGGAUUUGAAUGCCCGAAGCGUGCUGGCCCCGCGUCAUGUGUUGAUGACCACGGCGGCCUUAGACGUGAUAAAGGUGGUCUUACGGCCUUUGGUCACCGAAAAAGGAAUGCACCGCUCGACGCGCUACAAUGCGUAUGCGUUCGAGGUGAAUCCGCUGGCCACUAAGCCAGACGUUCGCCGUGCGGUGGAAGAGCUGUUCGAGGUCAAGGUCUUAAAGGUCUACACGCAAAAUCGUAAGGGCAAGCCUCGUCGUACUCGUUUCCGACAGGCUCACACGAAAAGCUGGAAGAAGGCCAUCGUGAAGCUCGAACUGACUCCCGGUGCCAAGCCGGAAAAGAGUUUGUUGCGUCCGAAGAAGCGCACUGGUGGCCGCAAUAAUCAAGGUAAAAUCACGGCCCGUCAUCGUGGUGGUGGUCACAAGCGUCGUUAUCGCUUGAUCGACUUCCGUCGCAAUAAGGAUGGUGUUCUGGCUCGCGUGGCGUCGAUUCAGUACGACCCCAACCGCAGUGCCCGCAUCGCUUUGUUGCACUAUGUCGAUGGUGAGAAGCGAUACAUCCUCGCCCCGAAUGGUUUGAAGCAAGGUGCCGAGGUGAUCAGCGGGGCCGAGGCUCCUGCCGAGAUCGGCAACUGUCUACCGCUGAAGAAUAUUCCGUUGGGUACGUCGGUGCACAAUGUCGAGUUGCAGCCAGGCAAGGGUGGCCAGAUGUGCCGCUCGGCCGGCACCAGUGCAACGUUGGCCGCUCGCGAAAGCGAUUGGGCUCAGAUCAAUCUCCCCAGUGGCGAAAUUCGUCGUAUCCCGUCCAACUGUCGAGCUACGGUUGGGUCGAUUGGUAACGCCGAUCACAUGAACAUUGUCAUCGGUAAAGCCGGUCGCAAUCGCUGGAAGGGUCGUCGCCCGCAUGUUCGUGGUACCGCCAUGAACCCAAUCGAUCACCCGCACGGUGGUGGUGAGGGUCGCACAAAGGGUGGUCGUCACCCGGUGAGCCCCACGGGCAAGCCAGCCAAGGGUGGUCGCACACGCAACAAGCGUAAGCCAUCGAAUGCGUCGAUCAUUCACAUAUCGAAGUCCGAAACGAGUGUGGCAAUGGGAAGAUCGCUGAAGAAAGGGCCUUACGUCGACCCGAAGGUUUACCUCAAGGUUGAGCGUUUGGAUGAGAAGGGUGUGAAAGAGCCGAUUAAGACCUGGGCUCGGGCCUGCACCAUCGUCCCCGAAUUCGUUGGUCACACCUUUAUGGUUCACAACGGCAAGACCCACAUCAAAGUGUUCGUCACUGAAGAUAUGGUCGGCCACAAGUUAGGUGAGUUUUCGCCGAUAUUUGUCAUGGGCUACCGUGCCACGCAUCGAUUUGCCCGAAUUAGUCCCCGUAAGGUUCGGCCGCUGGCCGACAUGAUUCGCGGAAAGUACGCCGACGACGCGUUGGAUCUUCUGCGUUAUCAACCACAGCGUGGGGCUCGGAUGUUGGAAAAAGUGCUGCGAAGUGCUUUGGGCAAUGCCGAAGAUCGUCGGGCGGCGAACUUGUCAUCGUUGGUCGUGGUCGACGCCCGCGUCGACGGCGGUCCGAUGUUCAAGCGGGUUCGUCCUCGUGCUCGCGGUAUGGCACACAUCAUUCGCAAGCGAAUGUCGCAUAUUCAUGUCGAGGAGUUUUCGGAUCUGCUGCUCGAAGAUCAAAAGAUUCGCCGCUACAUCAAGGCUAAGUACCGCCACGCCGGUAUUCCCAAGAUUGAGAUUGAGCGAACCCGCGACGAAGUGAAGGUCGUGCUGUUCUCCUCGCGCCCCGGUGUCAUCAUCGGUCGUAAGGGUCAGGCGGUCGAAGCUCUGCAGGGCGAGCUGCAAGACCUGGUUGGCCGUCGCAUCAACAUCAAGAUUGAAGAGAUUUCGCGUCCGGAAAUUCACGCCCAGUUGGUGGCCGAAGACAUCGCCGAUCAGCUGGCUCGCCGUUCGAGUUUCCGUCGCACGAUGAAGCGAGCGUUAGAGCAAACUAUGGAGGCCGGAGCCAAGGGCAUCAAGGUGCAGUUGGCCGGUCGUUUGGGCGGUGCGGAAAUGGCCCGCCGUGAGAAACAAAUUGCAGGUUCGAUCCCGCUUUCGACCCUUCGGGCAAAAAUCGACUAUGGCUUUACCGAAGCCAAAACGGCCCAAGGUCACAUCGGAGUUCAGGCCGGUUGGAUUAGUGCCGCGACUAUCGAGGCGGGACGUAUUGCAGCUCAGCAAUACCUCCGCAACGAAGGGCGACUGUACAUUCGGAUCUUCCCGCACAAGUCCAUUACGUCGAUUCCGUUGGAAACGCGAAUGGGUAAAGGUAAGGGUGAACCGGAGUAUUGGGCCGCCGUGGUGCGUCCCGGUACGGUCCUUUACGAAAUCGGCGGCGUGUCCGAAGAGGCCGCUAAGAUUUGCUUCCGUCGUAAGGGUGUUGCGAUGAGUGCGGUUUCGGAACUGCGACAGAUGAGUGACGAGCAGUUGCAAGUGACGUUGAAAGACGCCACUGAACGGUUGUUCCGCCUGCGAAUCCAGGCGCAAACCGAACGCUUGGAUGCACCGAGCGAACUGCGUAUGCCCAAGCGAGUUGAUUACGGUGUGGUAGCCAGCGACAAGUCGGACAAGACUCGUCGCGUGGAAAUCAAGCGAGCGGUUCGUCACAAGAAGUACGGCAAGAUUAUUCGCCGGAAGACGGUCUGCCACGUGCACGACGAGAACAACGAAUCGGCGCUCGGCGAUACGGUGGAAAUCACCGAAUGCCGUCCACGUUCGAAAUCAAAGACGUGGGAGUUGGUUCGAGUGUUGGCCAAGAGCGAGGCGGUGGAUGUCGCCGCCAUGCGUGCCGCAGCACGAGCUGCCAAGUCGAGCGAUGACGAGUCAGAGAGUAGCGCAGUCAUGAUCCAGAUGCAGACCCGGCUGGCCGUUGCGGACAACACCGGUGCCAAAGAAGUGAUGUGCAUCAAGGUGCUGGGCGGAACGCAUCGACGUACGGCAGGCCUGGGCGACAUCAUUGUUUGUAGUGUGAAGAGUGUGAUUUCCGGCAGCGAUAUCAAGAAGGGUGCCGUGGUGCGAGGGGUGAUCGUUCGCUGUAAGCAACCCACCCGACGAACCGACGGUAGCUAUGUACGCUUCGAUCGCAAUGCCUUGGUGAUUAUCGAUCAAGACAAAAACCCCAGAGGCACCCGUAUCUUCGGUGGUUUAAUGCAUAUCCGUACCGACGAUAUCGUGCUUGUGCGAACUGGCUCGGGUCGAGAUACCCGCGCCCGGGUUCUCACCGUGCUGCCGCGAGAAGGCAAAGUCGUAGUCGAAGGUGUGGCCCGUGUGUACAAGCACGUGCGUCGCAGCCAAAAGAACCCCCAAGGCGGUCGGCUUUCGAAAGAGAUGCCGAUCCAGAUGUCGAAUGUGAUGCUGGUCUGCACGUCGUGCGGUCAGCCCACUCGCACCGGGGCGCGGUUCUUGGACGACGGCAGCAAAGAGCGGUACUGCAAGAAAUGUGGUGCGGGCCAGGGUCAAAUCGCUCCCCCGCGAUCGGCCCACGACACGACCAUGGUUCCCCGUUUAAAAGAGCGAUACGAGAAGGAAGUUUUGCCGGCGCUGGGUGAGAAGCUCGGCCGGACGAAUCCUCACGCCCUUCCGCGAUUGCAAAAGAUUGUGAUCAACAUGGGGGUUGGGUCGGCGAUUACCGACAAGAAGCAUCUCGAGGACGCAACCAAGGCGCUGACCCAAAUUAGCGGUCAAAAGCCGGCUGUGACCCAGGCUCGGAAGUCCAUCGCCGGUUUCAAGCUCCGCGAGGGGCAAUUGAUCGGCUGCAAGGUUACGCUUCGUGGUAACCGCAUGUACGAAUUCCUCGACCGAUUGAUCUCCCUGGCGAUUCCACGUGUCCGCGACUUUCGCGGGUUGAAUCCCAAGGCGUUCGACGGAAACGGUAACUAUAGUAUGGGGUUGUCCGAGCAGUUGGUGUUCCCGGAACUCAACCCAGAUAAGUUCCUGCGAACGCAGGGGAUGGACAUUACGAUGGUCAUCUCCGGCAAGAGCAACUCCGAUUCGUUCGAAUUGCUGCAACAACUGGGCAUGCCUUUCCGCACGCCUGAAGACAAGAAAUCAAAAGGUGCCGCAUAG